Molecule: messenger RNA, 1668 nt
Organism: Fusarium keratoplasticum
Lineage: Eukaryota; Fungi; Ascomycota; Sordariomycetes; Hypocreales; Nectriaceae
Product: AMP-binding domain-containing protein
Exons: 3
Coding region: 1-1668 (555 amino acids)
Biological process (GO): fatty acid metabolic process
Molecular function (GO): medium-chain fatty acid-CoA ligase activity
Source: RefSeq, a predicted model, not a curated record
AUGACUACCUAUCAAACACCUCUUGCUGCUCUCUACGCUAGCACAAGGGACUAUUCAUCCGUGACAGCUCUGAGAAUCCCUAACGGAGGGGUGGCAGAGCUGUCUUGGAAGGAUAUCACCUUCAGUGACUUCACUAAGGACAUUGAGGCUUGUGCCAGAUACUGGGCCCAUGAGUUUCUGGAGAGAGGUAUCAAGGAGCGAUCUGUCAUUGGACUAUGGCUGAAAGGCUCGUCUUACACGGAUCUCGUACACAUAUGGGGCAUCUACCGAGCUGGCUUCAUCCCACAGCUCGUCUCUCUGAAGAUGACGGAUCCAUCUGUCGUCUACAAUCUCCUCAAGAAGUCACAGGCCGCAGUUCUGAUCCAUGAUGCCAGCUUCCAAUCAGUUGUCGCCGACAGCCCUGUGAAGGCCUACCCUGCUGAGGACAUUCUCACCUCCAAGUAUGACCACUUGCCACUGCCUCACUUGAAGAUGUCACCAGAAGCCAAGGACAUCAUCAUGAUCUAUCAUACAUCGGGUUCGACGUCCGGUAUCCCGAAGCUUGUGCCACUGACGGCGAAAUGGUUCGACUGUGUCAUCAGCAAGACGGCAUGUGUCGACGAGAUACUUCCUUCCACAAGACCGCAACGGGUCCAAGUUUCCAUUGGAAGCUUCAGUCACAUUGGCAGUACCAUGCUCCUCAUCGACGCCAUUUGCCGUGGAAGUUGCUUCGUGCUCCCGACCGAGAUACCGUACUCGAAUGACGAGCUCCGACAGAUAAUCGACCAAUGCGGACUCACCAGGUUGAACAUGUUUCCCGCCUUCUUGUCCAACGUCCUUCACGAAGCACGCCGAGACGCCUCCUUGCUCAAAGCUCUUCAGGGAUUGGAGUACAUCAUGUACGGUGGUUCAGCUCUGGAUCCCACAGAUGAAGCAUGGGCCUGCAGUCAAGGCCUCCAUCUAGUCAACGUCUUUGGUUCCACUGAAGUAGGCGUCAUGAUGAUUUCUGAGGACACCACAAACCCAUCUUAUCUGACGACUCUCCCCGGCUCCACCUAUGAGUUUGUGCCGUUGGAGGAGGACACACAUAUGGAUGAGCAGCUGGUUGAACUCGUAGUAGUUCCCGAAUCGGCUGAUUGUCCAGACGUCUCCUUGCGGAGCUCCGAGGACGGGAAGUUCCAUACGGGUGAUUUCUUUGUGGAGGUGAAGCCUGGUCAGUUCAUGGCCAAGGGACGCAACGAUGACUGGAUCAAGAUGGCCAUGGCUCUUCGAUGCGAUACAGGCUCAAUCGAGGCGAACGCCAUGGAAACAUGUGGAGAUGACCUCAUUGAUGCUGUCGUCGUUGUCGGUGCUGGACGACCCUCUCCCUCGAUGAUCGUGGAACUUCGAGAAGGUGCAUCGAUCGGACCUGAAGAGCACGACGAGGAAAUAGGACUCUGGAGGAUCAAGAACGAGAUUCUGUUCAGGAUCAAUCCCUUCCACAAACGGAGGUACAUGCAUGAGCGCAUCGAUGACGCACGAUUUAUCUUGAUCGUUCCUCGAGGAAUACUGCCACGAACGGCAACGAAGGGCAAUAUCAGGAGGAAACAAGUGGAAGAAAUGUUCAAGAGCCGACUUGACAAGGUGUACAAGGAGUGGACGAUGCCCAAGGAUUCGGUGCAAGGAAACCAUUAUCUUGUGGUCAACUGA